This is a messenger RNA of Ixodes scapularis (black-legged tick), 1068 nucleotides long. RefSeq names its product general transcription factor II-I repeat domain-containing protein 2-like. The coding region runs from base 1 to 1068 and encodes 355 amino acids. Gene Ontology annotation, molecular function: protein dimerization activity. The record is from RefSeq and is a predicted model, not a curated record. NCBI's taxonomy places the organism in Eukaryota, Metazoa, Arthropoda, Arachnida, Ixodida, Ixodidae. The transcript has a single exon.
AUGCUUGGUAACAAUGUGGGCUUGGUAGGUCUUCUGCGGAGCGAUCCCACCAUUCCAGAUUUUCUCUCAUUUCAUUGCAUUAUCCAUCGCGAGCACCUGGUGGCAAAGCAUUUCAGCUACAAAGACGUUAUAAGCACCGUCCUUCGAGUCGUCAACUACAUACGAUCAAAUGCAAAAACCCAUCGGCAAUUCCGCAACUUCCUCGAAGAACUGGUACUUCAUGAAGCGCCCAACGACGUUUCGUUUUUUUGUGCGGUACGCUGGCUGUCACUGAGCAACGUACUAUCAAGGUUUGUGGAUCUCCUUAAGCCAAUUCAAGCUUUUCUGGAGGCGAAAGAGAAGCCAUGUCCUGAACUUCAUGACGCAGGUUGGUGUGUUGAUCUCGGUUACCUCACUGACGUAGUUCAGCACCUUAAAACUCUAAACAUGUCGCUGCAAAGGAAAGAAAAAAUAGUAUCGAAAUUCGCCCAAACAGUCUUCAGCUUCCAAAACAAGCUAAAACGUUUUCAAAACGACCUGAAAACAAAGCGCCUGAUCCACUUCCCGCAGCUGAAGAUCAUGCUGGAUGCAGAACCCGAGUUUGAGCUGACCGAUGCUAAGCUCAGGGAAUAUUUCGUAAAGCUCGAGGAACUCGAGAGGGACUUUCAUUCCCGGUUCAAAGAUAUGCACCAACUCAAGCCCUGUUUUGCCCUUCUGAUGAAUCCUUUUAUGGUUGAUGUGUUGAGUGUCGACUGUCCAGCCAUGAAAAACUUGGCAGGAGAUGUAGGAGCGUUGGAACUGGAACUGCUUGAACUACAAGAAGACGAAGGGCUGAAGACGUUCCUGCAGUCUCAGAAAAUUGCAGUAUUCUGGGGGCAGGUGCCAAAAGCAAGGUAUCCCCACGUCAAGCUCGCGGGCCAGAAACUCCUCUCCAUAUUUGGAUCAACCUACUGCUGCGAGGUUGUGUUCUCAACAAUUAAAGCGGUGAAGUCAAAACAGCGCGCGACUCUUACGGACGACCACCUGACUGAGCUGCUCCGGAGCGCAACGACGUCGUUCGAGCCGAACUUCAAGCGGCUUGUUUUAUGA